AUGUCUGACUCCGAGGAAACCCGCGUGGUUAAGAAGCGGAAGUUGGAAGAUAAUCCUGUCGCUUCUGACGAUGCUGAACAGAAGGAUGUCGAAGAAAUUGUUGAGAUCAACGGUGAAAAACCAAAGAGACCACCAGCAAAAGUCUAUCCUUUCACAUUAGAUACUUUCCAGAGAGACGCGAUUGACUGUAUUGAAAAUGAUAGAUCUGUCCUUGUGGCUGCCCAUACCUCGGCAGGUAAAACUGUGGUGGCAGAGUACGCCAUUGCUCAAUCUCUUCGAGACAAACAAAGAGUGAUCUAUACUUCUCCAAUUAAAGCGUUAUCGAAUCAAAAAUACAGAGAAUUAUCAGCAGAAUUCGGCGAUGUCGGGCUUAUGACUGGUGAUGUGACCAUUAACCCUGACGCCGGGUGUCUUGUCAUGACCACCGAAAUUUUGAGAUCGAUGUUGUACAGAGGUUCCGAAGUGAUGCGUGAAGUUGCCUGGGUAAUUUUCGAUGAGGUUCAUUAUAUGAGAGAUAAGGAAAGAGGGGUUGUUUGGGAAGAAACCAUCAUCUUAUUACCUGACAAGGUCCAUUAUGUUUUCUUGUCUGCCACCAUUCCUAACGGUAAAGAAUUUGCCGAUUGGAUCGCCAAAAUCCACAACCAAGAAUGUCGUAUUGUUUACACCGAUUAUAGACCUACUCCGUUACAGCAUUACUUGUUUCCAGCUAAUGGCGAUGGGAUUCAUUUGGUUGUUGAUGAAAAGGGGGUUUUCAGAGAGGAAAACUUCCAGAAAGCAAUGGCAGCAAUUAGUGAUAAAACCGGCGAUGACCCAGGAUCAGUCAAUGGUAGAAACAAUAAGAAGGGUCAAAGUUUUAAAGGCAAUAAACAAGGAGGCUCCUCGGAUAUCUACAAGAUUGUGAAGAUGGUUUGGAUGAAGAAGUACAACCCAGUGAUUGUUUUCUCUUUCUCCAAGAGAGACUGUGAGUCUUUGGCUCUCAAAAUGUCCAAAUUGGAUUUCAACAACGAUGAAGAAAAAGAUACUUUGGGGAAAAUUUUCAAUAAUGCUAUCAGCAUUUUGCCAGAAAGUGAUCAAGGAUUGCCACAAAUUAAAAAUAUUUUACCAUUAUUGAAAAGAGGUAUUGGUAUCCAUCAUUCGGGUUUAUUACCAAUUCUUAAAGAAAUUAUCGAAAUUCUUUUCCAAGAAGGGUUACUCAAGGUUUUAUUUGCUACAGAAACAUUUUCUAUUGGGUUGAAUAUGCCUGCCAAAACUGUGGUCUUCACCUCCGUCCGUAAAUGGGACGGUAAUGGUUUUAGAUGGGUGAGUGGCGGUGAAUAUAUUCAAAUGAGUGGUAGAGCUGGUAGAAGAGGGAUUGAUGAUCGUGGGAUUGUUAUUAUGAUGAUCGACGAAAAGAUGGAACCUCAAGUUGCCAAAGGUAUGGUGAAAGGUGUUAGUGAUAGAUUGGAUUCGGCGUUCCAUUUAGGUUAUAACAUGAUUUUGAAUUUGAUGAGAGUCGAAGGUAUCUCUCCAGAAUAUUUGCUUGAAAAUUCCUUUUAUCAGUUCCAAAGUGUUACUGCGGUCCCAGAAAUGGAAAAAACGUUAGAAACUAAAGAAGACGAACUUGCCAACUUCCACAUUGCUGACGAGGCAUCGAUAAAAGAAUAUUACGAAUUGAGAAAUAAUUUGAAUAAUUAUAAUAAGGAUAUGGUCGAAGUUCUCACCCAUCCUUCUAAUGUUUUGAAUUUCUUGCAAAACGGGAGAUUGAUAAAAGUGAAAAUUCCAAACAACGCCAACCCUGAAGAACCAUUUGAGUAUGGUUGGGGUGCGGUCACUAAUUUCAACAAGCGGGUUAAUAAGAGAAAUCCAAGUCAAACUUACCCAGAUCACGAAUCAUAUAUUGUGGAAGUUUUGAUCACCAAAAUGUUUGCUGACUCCCCAUCAAACUUAAUUAAAUUGUUCAAUCCUAAUUUGCCAAUGGGGAUUAGACCUGUCAAACAAGGUGAAGAAUCGAAAUGUGAAAUUAUUCCAAUUACCUUGAAUUCCAUCGAAGCGAUUUCCAAAGUCCGUAUUUAUUUGCCUAGUGAUUUCAAGUCCACCAGUCAAAAGAGAACUGUCGGUAAAAGCAUCAACGAAGUGAGCAAAAGAUUCCCAGAUGGUAUUCCAUUAUUAGACCCAAUUGAAGAUAUGAAAAUUGACGAUAAAAGUUUCAAGAUGUUGAUCAAGAAAAUUGAAGUAUUGGAAUCCAAAUUGCAUUCCAACUCUUUGGCCAACGCAAUCAAUUUACAAAGCUUGUACGAUGAAUAUUGUCAGAAGAUUAAACUUGAACAAUCCAUCAAAACUUUGAAGAAACAAAUCACCGAAUCGAAAUCGAUCGUUCAAUUGGACGAUUUAAAGCAUCGUAAAAGAGUUUUGAGAAGAUUGGGGUUCACCACUCAAUCGGACGUCAUCGAAUUGAAAGGACGUGUUGCUUGUGACAUUUCCACCGGGGAUGAAUUAUUGAUCACCGAAUUAAUCUUCAAUGGUAAUUUCAACGACUUGACCGCCAGUCAGUGUGCCGCAUUAUUGUCGUGUUUUGUAUUUGAAGAACGAUCAAAGGAGGUUCCAAGAUUGAGACCAGAAUUAUCUGAACCACUUAAAGCGAUGCAGGAGAUUGCCCUCAAGAUUGCCAAGGUGUCUAAGGAUUGCAAGAUUACCAUCGUUGAAAAGGAUUAUGUCGAGUCUUUCAGAUCGGAAUUGAUGGAAGUGGUAUACUCGUGGUGUAAUGGAGCAACUUUUACUCAGAUUUGUAAAAUGACCGAUGUUUACGAAGGUAGUUUGAUUAGAAUGUUCAAGAGAUUGGAAGAAAUGAUUAAGCAAAUGAUUGAUGCUGCAAAGACUAUUGGAAAUGCCGACUUGGAGAAGAAGAUGGACAAAGCGUUGGAGUUGGUACAUAGAGAUAUUGUCAGCUCUGGUUCUUUGUAUUUGUGA
This is a messenger RNA of Saccharomycopsis crataegensis, 2946 nucleotides long. It is a transcript of the gene MTR4, whose product is annotated as ATP-dependent RNA helicase MTR4. Lineage: Eukaryota; Fungi; Ascomycota; Saccharomycetes; Ascoideales; Saccharomycopsidaceae. Gene Ontology annotation, molecular function: RNA binding; RNA helicase activity; ATP binding. Gene Ontology annotation, biological process: maturation of 5.8S rRNA; RNA catabolic process. Bases 1 to 2946 code for a protein of 981 amino acids. Gene Ontology annotation, cellular component: nucleus. The transcript has a single exon. The record is from RefSeq and is a predicted model, not a curated record.